UAGUAUUUCAUUUUCCAUAGGAAGAGGACGCUUUUGCAAAAUAAGAAGAAAACCACCUAGGAUAGACGGAAGAUGUCAAAAGCUAGUGUUCCCGAUUUGAAAAAAUAUUUGGACAAGCAGGUUUUUGUUCAAUUGAACGGUUCUCGCAAAGUAUAUGGCGUUUUGCGUGGCUACGAUAUUUUUCUGAACAUUGUCCUUGAAGACACUACCGAAGAGAAAGCAAAUGGUGAAAAAGUCAAAAUCGGGUCUGUUACCAUUCGCGGUAAUUCUGUAAUUAUGAUAGAGGCUCUAGAGAAGAUAUCCUAAAAUAGACGUGAUAAACCAUCGUUUCAUAGUCAAUGGUUUUCCGAAUGCGGCAUAGAAAGGUCUUCGCUUUUGAAAUAGAGAACGGGAAAAUUCAUGAUGUUUGUUUUCAAAGGUGCAAAUAGUUUUCAUGCAUAGAACGAUUGUUGCUCGAGGAAGUCGAGCGUGAUACGGUAAGAACUAUCCUCGAGUUCUUUUAGGUGAGUGUUUGACAAGAGUCGUUUGCCUGGAUGCAUCGGACAAGAUACAGUUGUUAGACCCAAGACACGAUGAAUAAAAAUACCAAUCUACGAAACCUUCAACGAAUGGUUGAUGAAGUCAGCUUAGAUAUCUUUUAAACGGUUUAGUUUCUUGGUGAAAUAUAGAGGACGAACUUGAGUAUAAACUAGGAGUAGUAAGAAUUUACAUGAAGGGGCAUUAAGCAAUCCAUU
Molecule: messenger RNA, 734 nt
Organism: Schizosaccharomyces octosporus yFS286
Lineage: Eukaryota; Fungi; Ascomycota; Schizosaccharomycetes; Schizosaccharomycetales; Schizosaccharomycetaceae
Product: Sm snRNP core protein Smg1
Exons: 4
Coding region: 73-306 (77 amino acids)
Biological process (GO): mRNA splicing, via spliceosome; spliceosomal snRNP assembly
Cellular component (GO): U5 snRNP; U12-type spliceosomal complex; spliceosomal tri-snRNP complex
Molecular function (GO): RNA binding
Source: RefSeq, a predicted model, not a curated record